This is a messenger RNA of Paramuricea clavata, 14760 nucleotides long. Lineage: Eukaryota; Metazoa; Cnidaria; Anthozoa; Malacalcyonacea; Plexauridae. The record is from the annotation of a GenBank genome assembly.
AUGACUAACGUUUAUUCAAAUAAAUUUAUAUAUGCGAAAGAUUACGAAAGAACUUUACCAAAGCCUGCAGCGCCAAGACUGGUUGAAGCUGGAUGGCAAACGAUACAAUUACAGUUCAAUACGACAGAAUUUGAGGAACACAGAAAUCGUCAUUAUAUUUUGGAAGUUAAGCCACAAUGGGGCCCUCAGGAGAAGAAUAAUCUCUUUGUUGUGUUUCCUUACACAAUGAAAUACCACUAUGUAAGUGCAUUUUUAUUUUUUACCCGUCCUUAAAAAUAUCCAAAUUGGUAUUGCGAUCUCAGUAUCAUGCAUUCCAUUUAUUCAAUCAGUUCUUAGAAAAAAAUUAGACUGAGGACAUGUCCACGCCCAAGUCAUAUCCUAAAAGAAAUAUUCAUAAAGUCAUUGAUUAGAUUUCGUUAUACAUAUACAUGGUCCAAUUCAUUGCAAAAUAAUAAAUAAGGCUUAUGCUUUUUAAACACUAAAACUUCUAAGAUUGUGCAUUUUCCCAAACGAUAGACAAACUCCGUUUCCGUGUAUGUACAAUUUCUGUAUUGCUUUUGAUAAUAUAGAAUAAUACAUUUUACCCAUAUUAUAUAUAUAGGCCAACCAAACAACUUAUACCGUUAAAGAUCUUGAACCGAACACUGGUUAUAAAUUCCGAGUAAUCGCUAUUAAACUAAAUAAAUCGUCACCAUAUAGCAGCUGGAGUAAUGUUAUUAAUACAACAAGUAAGUGCAAAACUGAUACUCCUUUAAAACCUUGAUUAUCAAUGCAGUCGAAAAUUGUAAUUGAUUUCUGUUAAAAGAGUAACAUUAUUAAAGCUUAACAUUCAAUUUAAAUACACUCAGUAUAUUCAGCUCCAACAUCCCGGAGAUGCAAUGGUGGUAAAUGAGCGUGUCAUAUCUAUUUUCCUUAUCAGGGAAGCGCCUUUGCCACUACGGUUGGUUAGUCUCUACAGUGGUGGCCUGUUUGAUAACUCUUAGCAUGCGCAAUGAUAAUGCCAACAAGUUACGAAUAAGUUGUUGGAAUUAAUUUUUAGCAACUUGCAAGAAACUUCGAUGUGGUCCAACAAACAUUCGCUUGGAAUUGAGAACGCAGAAGCCUUAUCAAAAGGACGAAGAAUUGAUGUCCACGUUUCACUGGAAGCCUGAUACUACUCUGUGUAUGUAUACCAUAAUAAAUUAUUCAUAUACUAUACUAUUCAAUAAUAGUUUGUCCGACAAUGGGCUAUAAUUGGGAUAUAAGGAUCAAGAAUAAUUAAUGGAGGCAUGUUGUUAGUACUAGAAAUAGACAUACAUGCAUCACCAAUUACCGCUCGCUUAUGUUUUCCAAAUGUUGAUUUAACAUCUAAACGCAUAUACUCAAGUUGUAUAUGUUGCUAUAUGUGGCAGUAAGAUUAUUUUUUUGGACAAAAUGGCAAAACCCGUGAAAAGAUUAUUGGACUGUUAACGUGGCGAGGGUAUUAAUUCCGCCGGGUUAUUUACACCUGGGGAAAGGAAAGCAUUAGCGAAAUCUAAAGUUCAUCAAAUAUCGCGGGCGCAUGGCGGUAUGGGUGAUCAUCUCACUGAUCUUAAAAUAUGGCUGUUUGCAAAGAGUGAAGAAAGCAAAAAUAAAAAAAUACAUGUAAGAAAGCUUGGAAAAUCGUUUCAUAUAACAAAUUGCAAAACUUUUUUCAAUUUGUAAAUGUAAGCAUUUAUAAGAAUUGUUUUAGUAUGAGAAAUCCUAAAGAAAAGGGCAACAUUGUUUCAAUUGUUUAUGUGUGACUUUGUAUUAUCAGGGCGUAAUAAAACACGGGCGACGAAACCCGUUGAUCCCAUAGAAAUAAUAGACAUAGAAUGCGUGCUCCUAUCAUUUUUCGCAACAAUUUUGUCUGCACAAAAUGGCGGAUUUGUAAGGGCAUUUUAGCUUGUCCCAGACUCCUGCGGCAAAGAAUUUCGCGCGGUUGUAGGGAGUGCGAAUUCUGUUUUUUUUAAACAAAGUUUGCAAAAACAAUUAUAUCCAGACAAAUAAAGUAGAAAACAAGUUUUGUAAAGAAGAAAAACCCACUCCAGUGGGUUUUUUUUACGAAAAGCGAUAGUUCUGAACACAAUAUAUAUACAGAAAUUGUCGUGUAAAAAUAUAUUUUCAACGUUGUUGUGCAAGCCAAAACAAACACGAAAAAUCGGGACAAACUCAAACUCAAUAGGUAUGUUCUAAAAAUAUAUAUUUCAACUGUUUUAUAAUAUAAAUGGAGUUCAAUAAUCUUUUUAAACUUACAUAACUACUUAACUGCUUUUUAUGUUUUUCUAUGCCUUGUUUGAGCUUGAGGCAACGCUUUUGAAACCAUAGUUUCUCGACGAUUAUUUCAAAAGGCGAUUUACAGUUUUAUCGACUAACUAAAUAUUUUUGUUUCAAAAACAUGAAAACAUUUCGUUUAGAUUGAAGAAAAACUCAAUAAAAUGUUAGGAAAACGGUUACGUUUAGACUUCAGAGGAUACAAAAAUGUGUUAUGAGUACAUUUUAUAUUUUACGCGAAACUACUUUGUUUUUGCAAGGCCGCACGAUUUUCACUGUUUUUGUUACUGCACAUUAAUUACUUUGUGCCUUCAAAGACUUCAAAGAACUUAAUAUUUCAAAAUCUAUCCCCAAUCUACAAAUUAGACGGCAAGACAAAACGUUUUGACGAUGUAAGCUUAGUUUUAACAGUGUUUUAUACUUUGUAGUUUGCACUCCUAUUCAAAUUCAAAUGGCGGAUUUAUAGGGCAUUUUUGUUUUUAAUUUGGACACCUGUCACCUGACCAAACACGCAUUCUAGGUCUAAUAUUUCUAUCGCUAAUCCAUGUGUGAUGCUGCUAGGGAAUGGCACGAACGCGCGUUUAAUUUUACAAAAAAGUUAAGAAGAAAAGCAAAAAUGGCAGUAAAACGAAUUUUUUUUAAGAGUUGGAUGUUGAAAGUCAUAAUAAAGAUAUGUUUAACCUAAAUAUUCACUAUAAUAUUGAAGGAAAAGCUAUACUAUACGUUAACAUUACUUUAUAAAAAUUCACAAAAAAUGCACUGCCUUUUAAUAAAUUAAUUUUAUAAUAAUUAAUAUGUUUUGAAUUUUAUUUCUGUUAAAAUCUAUCAUUUUUAAGCGCUGACAAUAGAUUUUACAUUUGUUUUUGAAGUCCAUAGCCGUAUAUGCUAAGUAAAUUUUAUAGCGCAAAAAGUUGCCAAAAUUAUAAUACUUUACACUACUUAAUACAUGCAGCUAAACCGGCUUUUACUGGCUUUUUUGCUGUACUAAUUUUAUUCUCAUGAAGUUAAAAACCUUUUGCAUGUAAAUCAAAAGUAUAGCUGUUAAUUUUUGUUGCUUUCAACAGAUAAAAUAAAUAUCUAAUUGCGUUCUCAAAAAACCGUCAAUUAAUAAUUAAUUCAAGAAUACUUUUCCAAAACGAGUUUAAACUGAUGUUUUUCGACAUAUGUUUCAUUAGUAGUAAAAUCGUCUGUUUUGCUUAGUAAAGAAGCGUAGAACGGCCAUCGAACGCAAUAGCGAACGUACGUGCGAGCAUUGAGCCUUUUUGGGCUGCAAGUCAAUGGAAAAACAAACCGAAGAAAAUGCUCGGAAAACUUUGAGAUUAACUUAUGACAUUUCCGAAAUACAAUAUUAGAUAAAUGGCUUUUUUGAUAAAGCAUGCAGUCUUUUUGCCUCGCUUUUUUACGUUGUAUAUAUAUAUAUAUAUAUAUAUAUAUAUAUAUAUAUAUAUAUAUAUAUAUAUAUAUAUAUAUAUAAACUCGCCAUUUUAACAAUGAAAAACAAACCGCGAAAAAAUUGUAUUUUUGCUAGUGAGUCACUAUAUGAAAGAUUUACCUGAAGUAGUGCAUCGCGACGAACAAACGCAGGGAGUUAUGGGCUGGAGGCAUCGAAAAUUGAGGAGCGCCUGGGAGAUCUUGUGUCGUUUCUUGCAAAAUUCCUCUGUUUAUUCUUGCAAAUCGUGGUUUUUCGACAGUUUUGGGGCUUUUUUCGCCAUUUUCUUUUAGGAAACAACAUUUCAAAUUGUUCAAUUAAACAUGUGUCAAACACGUUCUACUAUAGGGUCCAAUAUUCCAUUUAACAGAAUUUGAGAGGAAAAUGAAGGAAAACACUAAAAAAUGCAAUGAAUACAGCGAUGACUGUGGAGAAAUUAUACAUAAAUGUAAUAAUUCUACAUGAAAACAAGAAUUCUUUUUCAAACAUGAUAAAAAUUGGUUAAAAACAUAAGAAUAAUUGCAAAUGUGGACAAUGACAGAUUUCAUGUUUUAAUAGAAAAAUCACAUCAAAUGCAUGUUAAAAAUGACUGGAAAUAUAUUCAGCAAAAACAUACACAUUUUGCAACAAUUUUGGCUUUUCCAAGUUGCAGGAUAUGACUAAAAUGAUACUAAGUCUCUAAGAGGAAAAAACUGCUAAAAAAUUUGGGCAAAAUUUAUUGUUUUUAGCAAAGUGAGUAAAAGGCAUGUGAAUAAAACGGAAAAAAAGAGGAAAAUGUUAUAGUUUCAAAACAUGUCUGGAGGCAACCACAGUCAGUGAAAAUUAUAUAUCAAGAACUCAACAUGCCACCUUCGAUAUAUCGAAAACUCUAAACUAUCCAAUGCUUCGAUAUAUCGAAAGAAUGCCAUUUCUUCGAUAUAUCGAAAGAUUGCAAUUUCCUCGAUAUAUAGAAAGAAUACCAUUUCUUCAAUAUAUCGAUAGAAUGCCAUUUCUUCAAUAUAUUAAAAGAAUGCCAUUUCUUCGAUAUAUCGAAAGAAUGCCAUUUCUUCGAUAUAUCGAAAGAAUGCCAUUUCUUCGAUAUAUCGAAAGAAUGCCAUUUCUUCGAUAUAUUGAAAGAUUGCAAUUUCCUCGAUAUAUCGAAAGAAUGCCAUUUCUUCGAUAUAUCGAAAGAAUGUCAUUUCUUCAAUACAUUAAAAGAAUGCCAUUUCUUCGAUAUAUCGAAAGAAUGACAUUUCUUCGAUAUAUUGAAAAAAAAAUGCCAUUUCUUCGACAUAUCGAAAGAUUGCAAUUUCCUCAAUAUAUCGAAAGAUUGCAAUUUCCUCGAUAUAUCGAAAACAAAACUAUCCAUGGCUUCCAUAUACAUUGAAAGAAUGCCAUUUCUUCGAUAUAUCAAAAGAUUGCCAUUUUUUCAAUUUGUCGUAAACUCUAAACUAUCCAUGGUUUCGAUACCUCAAAGAAAUGGCAUUGUUUCGAUAUAUCGCAGAAAUGACAUUCUGUCAAAUUCAAUAUGUGAAAAACCAAGAGGAUGUCAUGUCUUGCCAAAACAAGCCAUGUUUUAAAUAUUGAUAGUAAAACAACAAAUUAGGGCACAAUUCAGCUCAAUGGGUUAGCACUAUGGUAUACACUCAAAAUAUAACACAUUCUAGGAUAGGGUUGCAUAUUCUAUUUAGCUAUAAUCAAAAUAAUCACAUGUACAGUCAGGGCCGCCAAGGGGGUGGGGCAAAUUGCCCUGGGCCCCCACCUUAAUAGGGCCCCAACUUGGAAGAAGAGCCUAAAAUUGAGUAGGUUCUAUAAAGAGCAUUUUUAAAAUUGAGGGGCACUUACAGCACCUCCACAUGCAGUCUAGCUAAGGCUUAGUUGGGUCUAGCUUAAAAAUAACAAUGUUAUGGGGCCCCAGGGAAGGUUUGCCUCUGUCCCCGCAAAUUCUCUAGGCAGCCUGGUGUACAGUAUAGCUAGCUAUAUUAUUUAUACAUAUACAACAACAACAAGAAGUAUAUAUCUAUAUUGACUAAAAUCACUUCAUUAGACAGUACGGUAUACAGUAGUAACAACUAAAUUCAGUUUUAAGAGUUUCUAAUUCUGCCCUAUAACUAUAUUGCUUUAGGCAAUUUUCCCACGACAAUGCAUAUGGAUCCAGUAACAUGCAGACCAAGUGCUGCAGUAAACCAAUCCCACAGCAGCGAUGUAAUACAUCAAAAGAGUUUCUCUUCACAAACCAUUACAUGGCACUGAAUACUGAUUAUAUACCUUCUUGUAUAGCUGUGCUACUGUCAAUCUCCUUUAUCAGGUGGUCUGAACCCUCUAUGGUCAAACCCGGUUCUUUUGUGUUUGAUGUACUAGGCCUACAUCAUGCAAAAGUGAUAUCAUUUGCUUUACAUCAAUCUAAAAGAAUGGAAAAAACUAUAAGAACAGACACCAUUAAAAUGAUUACAGUUUUUACUGCCAAUCAAAGAACACAAGAGAAACCGUGAACCUCCGAACAUAUGCCCUGGGCUUAUAUUCGUUCGUAAAGAUUUUUUGAUGGGGGCUUAUGUACAGGGGCCAUAUACUUUUAUUGUAUCUGUAAACAAUGUCAAGUGUGAACCAUUGCCUCAGUCAAAACACGUUCAUGACCAGUGGCAGACAUGUUGCAAAAUAUAUGAACAUUUAAACCUUUCUUGCUUGAGUUAAUAGACAGAUGGGGAAAUAGUCUGGUCAACCCAUUGAGCGCCAGUACUCUGCCCUCAUCGAGUAUAAAAUUAUCAAGCUGGCGUCAGACAGAGUAAAAUAAUCUAGAAAAAUUUACUGAAUAUUGAAGAGCAGAAGUGAUGAUCGUUCCUAUAUGUUGUACAGUUAAAACACAGACAAGAAGGGAUAUGUAUUUUAAAAAUAUAAACAAUAUUCUUGGGACCGCUUCAAGCGUUCAAUAAAAUCCACCAACCUGAAAUUUGCACUAUCUUGACCUCGAUCUUGACCAUAUUAAUCUGGACCUUGGCAGCAAAUAUAAUUCAACGCUUUUCCCUUUGAUUUGUUCUUUCGACAGUAUCGACUGUUUAGCUUUAAUUUUGUUAAAUAUUUAGUAUUCAUGACCAUUAUUCAUAUCCAAGCACUUGCCAUAGUGUAGCUAUUAUAACGCUAAUAUACGCCGUUGAAUGCGAUUCGAAUUCAAAAUUUAUAGAUAUGUGCGCCAAAGAACGAACAAUAACCAACGGUUUAUGAAACGAAACACGACGAUGUCCAUAAAAGGACAUAAUCGAAACAGCUCGCUUCGAGUUCGGUAAAAAUAGUACCAACAUGCUUUGCGCACCGCGACUCUUUGCCUGUUUGCCAUGUUUCAUAUUUGCGAAUAUUCAAAUCGUUUGCUUCUUUAUCGCCGGAAUAUUUGAAUAUUUAUUACUUCUCAACGCAGGAAUACUUAAAUAUUAAAUCAAGCAAGGUAUGUACGACACAAUUGCUAUUUAUUUCCCCUGAAAAGAGAGUACAAUCUCAUUAUCUCAGAAGUAUAUUGUAACGGAAUUUUAUUUUCCUGGUUUACAACUCGUGUAUAAAAUACAUGAGAAAAAUUUUGUCUUGAGUUAAUACAGUAACAAUUCCACAGGAUGUUGGCCUCUCUGUAGCUGAUUUAUUUCUUACAAAGACAACAUUUUUUCUUUGCUUGACAGCUUUUUGAUAGUGUAAUAUUUAUAACAAUAUUUCUUGGGCAUCUUCACUUGAUUGAACAUUGAAGUCAUUGAACUUAAUAAUAUUGAAUUAUGAAUGUGAAGAAGUUUGUACGUGAUCUAUAAAGAAUAGGCUUUUCACAUCCAAGCCUUGCCAAUGGAGGAGUGGGUUGAGGGCACUGAGGGGCGAUCCCUACAUGUAGCUUCAAAUUAAAUACGUACCUUGGUCAUUUAGCCUGAUUUGUAUGGCCUGUUCAAAUGAGCCAUAAUAAUAUUAGCAUAGAAAAUUACAUUUUGUUCAUGUAAGGAAGCACAAACUAUUAGCCCAGUUGGUCAGAUCCCAGAUUUGUUGAAAUGAGAGACCGGGCAUUUUAAUUUUAAUUAUUUUAAAGCAUUGUGAGAAGUAUCGGUGUUCUAUCAAUAGGCAUAGCAUCAUUAAGAAAAAGCUAACUGCAACUAGGGUAUAGAAGGCACUGUUAUCAAUGUGUUCAAUUUCAUCCAUUGCUGAGGAUGACUAAAAUAUAAUCGAAAAGUAGAAUUACCAUUGUGUGCUUUAUGAAAAUACGUAGUGCUUCCCAUAAUCACCAUUCAUUAAUAAUAUCAAUUCCUCCUUAGGAUUAUGUUGACAAGGGCUAUAUGUAACCAACCGUUCAUUGGUGACGCUAGAUGAUCUUCAUUCAAGAUUCAUUAUCGGAAAGGAACAUUACCAAGAAAUGGUCUUUUCAUUGGCUGAUAAAAAUGAACCUUGGGCAGAUGUUUGCCAGGUUGUAUAUUUCUUGUAGCCUUUGACUUGCAUAAGGAUAAGAAAAUAUAUACUGGCACUACAUGCUAGAUGACGAACUCGUUGUUGAAGAACAUUUUAGUAUUGUUUAUAUAAAAAAAGAACACUGUAAAGUCACCUUGUACUGGACAGAGUAAUGUAAUUAGUGCAGAGCUCGGCACAGCUAAUUUACAUUACCAUUUAUACAUUUUGAGGAGCAUUACAGUACAAAACUUAAAUGUGCCCUUCUUGCCUACUGCUCUUUCAUUAUAUUACUCUAUCUAACAGCAUAAUAAUAAUGUUAUAUUUCAUUAAGGGGUUGAAUCUUAUUAAUAGUUUAGUUGUGAAUUUAUUUAAAUAUAUAUCAUUUUGAUAUUGAGCAUAAUAGUUUUCACCUAAAUACAUUGUGCUCUAUAUAUUUUCUAUUUAUGUGUAUAAUGCUAAAUUGAAUAGAAUAUUAUUUUUUUGCUAAAAUGUGUUGAUUUAGGUUAUGUUAGAUGUCACUAAGAUGGUUUCAAUAAAUCGAAACAUUGACAUGGUCUCGAUAAAUCGAAACCUUGACAUGGUCUCGAUAAAUCGAAACAUUGGCAUAGUCUCGAUAAAUCGAAACAUUGACAUGGUCACGAUAAAUCGAACCAUGACAUUGUCUUCGAUAAAUCGAAACAUUGACAUGGUCUCGAUAAAUCGAAACAUUGGCAUAGUCUCGAUAAAUCGAAACAUUGACUUGUUCUCGAUAAAUCGAAAUAUUCACAUGGUCUCGAUAAAUCGAAACAUUCACAUGGUCUCGAUAAACUGAAACAUUCACAUGGUGUCGAUUUAUCGAAACAUUGAUAUAGUUUCCAUAUAUAAAUUGAUCAGAGAUGCCUUUGGUUAAACCAACAUAUUUUCACUGUUAGCUGUCAUGCUACUUUUCCAUUAUUUGAUCCUUUUCAGAACAGUCUAUAAAAUGUAUUGUUCAUUUUAGGUAAAUUUGAUUGUUUUAGCAAGAGAAGAAAAUUUGCAUUCUUUUUUUUUUGCACAAAAGGUGUUUUUAAGCAACAAUUUUUCUGUGUUUUUCAGUUUUGGACAAAUUUGUUUAAAAAUACGAAAAUAGGCACCAUUUUUGGCUAAAUAGAAUAUUGGACCCUAUAGUAGAACGUGUUGUGAUUACAGUCAGAUGAUAUUUGAUAUAAUGGUAUAUUGUCAGUAUAAACCAUUGGUAUAAACUGAUUUACGAAAUCACGCCAUUUACAUGGAUAACGUAAAACAAAUCGUAAAUCGGUAAAUGUUUUUCGGUUUAUUACUUCUCAGGGCCGUAGCAGUCGGGGGGUGGGGGACUGGGGGCAUCAGCCCUUACAAUAAUUUGCUGAUAAUCAUUCUUUCUUCAAAAUCAUGCACACCUUUAUCAUUUAAAUAAUAUACCUUUAAAAUACUGACAAUAGACUGGAGGUGUGCAUCGGAUCAGAUUGGACGUUUAUAAUCCGACAAUUGCCUAAUGUUUAAAAUCCGAUCCGAAAUUGUCUAAUCCGAAUCCGAUCCGUUCCGAGUUUUGAAAAAGAAUUCCAAUCCGAUCCGAUCCGAAGAAUUCUUUAAUAAAGUAAAUUUCUCAUUCAAGUUGAAAUAUUUAACCAAAUAAAUAUAAAAGCAAGAAAUACAUAUCAAGAAGCUGUCAAAGUGACGUCCAAUUGACUGAGUAUCAUUUUCAAGACAAUCUUUCACGAUUUUCCAUAGUGUAUAUGUUCUCCCUAUUUCUUCAAAGGAAACUUGCUUGAAAGCUCUUUGUAUCAAACGAUUUUCUGAAUUUUGUUUUUAAGUAUUGAAAUCUUGCUUAUCCCAUUCCGGGGAAGUAGCCAUAUUUUUGAGAUCAUGCAGUGCAUGAGGACGUCCAACCGUACAUCAAUGACAUCACUUUAGACUUGGCUAAAAUGCUUUCUUUUCCCCCGGGUGUUAAUGACCGCGCGGAAUUAAUACCCUUGCCACAGGUGUACGGCCGGAAUGGCGCUUGGUCCCGUUGGCUUGGCAAGUAUAGGAAGGUUUUGAAUGCAAUUUGAAGACGUUUCGACACAUCAAUCUGUUCGUAAGUUUGGAAUUGUAAAAACAUCAAUGAAAGUACAGUAUCGUUUUUUUGAGCGCUAGCCAAGUUAUAGUAUCUGUUGUCUCUGAAUUACCUUUUUGACAUUAAAUUUCAUUGAUUUCCUUAAUUUUGCACUGAACUACAUUCAUUGGCACUAAAUUUCAUUUUUGGCACAAACUGUGUUAAUUUAAGAUAAUCUUGAGCUUAAACAUCUUUGGUAAUCUAGGUAUAUUGACAAUAACAAGAAAGCUAAGGUUGAAAGAGAUACAAUUCCGUAAAAAAUACAGGUUGAAUUUCGAAGUUUUGAGCGAAGGUCCUUGCCAGGAAGUUAGUAGAGAAACAUCGAAUUCGAAGUUCUGCAUGCACAAAUUUUACAGAUAGUUGUAUCUCUCACAAGACCGCAGUUUUUUUUGUGUUAAGAUAAAACUGUCCUAUACUUAACCAAUCAGAUUUGGGUAGCGUUUUCAGGUAUAUUAAAAGUCGCGGAGCUGCUUUAAACAGCAGUCAAUAACAACAAGCAAGAAGCAAAACUACAAAUACUAGCACAACAGUCAUACUGCCUACAGUAUCUCAUACAACUCCAUGGUAACUUCUGCUGCAGACAUUGCAAUUUUGUUACCUAUCUGGACGAAAGCAGAGAAAUACCUUGGUUUACCAAAUUAAAUUAUUGAAGAACCUACAGAUGAUUUCACAAAGAAGUUUAAAGAUUUCAGCAAGUCCAUGCAUGCAGACCAGCCAAAUGUAGUGAUCGUACACCAGGGCGGAAUGAUUCACUACCCUUGUUUAAUAUUAACCACAAGUCCCAAUUUGUGCUUGCAUGCUGUUGCAGUUGAACACAAACGGGAGAUUUUGGAAGGUUUUCUCUAUACAGUUUGAUAAAAAGCCACAAGUGAACCAAAUUUGUACGCUGUAUCCACUGUAAAUGUUUACACGAGGUCUACUGGUCAAAAAAGAGGUCUAACACACCUCGAUGCGAGGAACUUUAUUAUACUGACAGAGUAACAGCAUCUAACAAUUCUCAAGCGGUUACACAUCCCACAAUCUCUCAAGUGGUUACACACUGUACGAUACCUCAAGUGGUUGCACAUUCUACGAUGCCUUAAGAGGUUCCACAUAUACAUUUUACUAUGCCCCAGUAGUUGCACAAUCUACGAUGUCUGACGUCGUUACACAUUCUACAAUCCUUCAAGUAGUUACAUAUCCUAUGAUGCCUUAAAUGGUUACACAUUCGUCGACACCUCAGGUUGUUACAUAUCCUAACUUCUCAUUCCCACAAGUGGUUACAUAUUCUGGUGUAAAACAACAAUGGCAUAACUUACAGCAAUUUAUUUGUUCAAUGGCAACCAAUAGACGUGAAAAAUUGUGCCGGCUACCAUUUGAAUACAGCAAUCUCUAUGGUCCGGUUUUUACAGAUGUGGUGAUCCAGCAUAACGAGAUCUAGAGAGAUGUGUAUCAUAAAGGAGGGAAUGCUAUUGAAUGCAUGAAACAUGGGCAGAGUCUAGUACGCUAGCUAGACACUUCCUUUCAUGAAUAAAAUUAUUGUCCGGCAUUAGGCAAAAUAACAUUUAACAACAAAGUGCUAAAUAUUGGGCUCAUUGGAAUGAAAUGGGUAAUUCCAAAAACAAUCAAACCCUUGCCGGGGUGUCUCAAAAAUAUAUAAAAUGUAGCCCAAAGGUUGUUACAUAUAUUAUUAAGCAGAUCAUGAAGACAUAUGUGGUGUAACUAAAUGUAUUUAUAAGUUUGAACAAGCAAACUGAGGACUUUAACAGUUUCCAGUUAGGGACACGCCUAUAAUCAAGUUGCCACAUAUGACAACAACACAUUUAACAUAAAGGUUGAGUCAAAUGUAAGCCUUUCUAUAAAUUAAACUAAUGUUGUUUUAAUUCAAUUAUUGUCGCAGCAAAUUGAAAUUUUAAGCCGGAACAUGUGCUCAAAAUUCACGAAUGAAGAUAGUAAAUAUUUCCUUUCAAAAUUCCUCUAUUUAUAUAUAAAAGAUAACAAAAUUCUUACCUGGAUGUUACCUAGUCAUCCCUGAUGUUUAAUCUUUAAAAUAAAUAUUAUUUUUCGCUCAAUAAAAGCUCUGUAUUUGAGUAUUUCGAGCGGAAAGUUUAAACUAAAAAAAAAUUAAAUAUAGCGGUGUGAUUGUGUGAAUUAUAAUGCUAUCCCAGAAAGCUUUGCACGCGUUGUAGGAAAAUUAGGCACCAGUCUGCCAAACGGCGCUCGUCGUGAAAAUUUUUGGUGGUAUUGGUGUUUUGUCAAAAAUGGUGUUUUAUCAAGAGACAAAAUACCUACCUCCACAAAGACUAUAAAUAUUUUUGUAAAUAUAUUUUCAAUGAACUCAUGAAAAAUUUAAAAUUAACUCAAACUGGGAAAUUUUGACCAGUUAAAUAAAUACAUUUACCCUUUCUCAAUUCUCACAACUUUCUAUGAAUAGGAAAUCAAUAGCUUUUUCAGAUCUAAUUAUUUUGCUAUUUAGUAGCUAUUUUAACAAUAGUUCUAAAAAACAUAGUUUAAAAAAAGCUAUUUAUUAGCCAUUUUGAACAAAGUUCGCCACAACUUUCUAAUAUGGAUAGGAAUUAAAUAGCUAUUUAAGAUCUAUUUAUUUUGCUAUUUAAUAACUAUGUUAAGAAUGGCUCCAAAGAAGAUUAGCAAAAAUAUUUUAAAAAUAGCUAUUUAAACUAUUUUAACUGACUUGUUUGUCACCCCCAAUAGGAAUUAAAUAGCUAUUUAAAAGCUAUUUUAUAGUGAGAUUCGGUCAAUUACUCUUUCAAAUAGGAUUUGAAUACCUAUUUCAAAGCUAUUUUUUUGAAAAAUAUAAAUAACCUAUAUUUUAAAUAGACUGUAAAUAGUCAUAUACUAUUUUAUGAAAUUUGAUAAAUAGUAAUCAAAUAGUCAUAUUUUGAAAAAAUGCGGAAAAAAUAGGGCUAUAAAUAGAGAAAAAAAUAGGUAUAAAAUAGGUUAUAAAUAUGUCGGAUUCUACAAGGUUAAGCAAUCAAAACAAUCGCUAUUAUACCGGCAUUAUGAGAUGCAUUUUUUCCCAUCCAUUCAUAUUUCACACCAAAUUUACUUACUCUACAUCAAGACACUAAGCCGCAGAAAGUAAGCAUUUGUUAGAAAAAUGUGGUGCCGCAGUGCGUGGAAAUAAAUAAUUAGCUUAUAUGUACUGACUGCGUUAACAUUUACACUGCAAAAUAAUUAAUGAUGUAACAUCGUGCAAUAUUGAGUUAUUUAUUUAUUUUAAUAUCUUUUCUUUUAUUUUACAAUUUCACGUCACGCUCGUCAAGACCCCUUUUCGUAAAUUUAGUUCUACAGCACUGUCGCUGCCUCACACGUACUCUGUAAUUGUGUAUUUCAAUUCUGCUCUUUAAAAAUAUAGAGGUAAUAUAUGAACAACGAGUUGCUUAUAUGGCUUCUCCAAUGGAUCGAGACGUAACAGAAUGUUUUCGCUUGCUGAUUUGAAUAGAAUUCUUAACCAACCAUAACAUAAUUAGGAAUUCUAUUCAAGUAAUUUUGCAUGCGUAAUUAAGAUAUUUGAUGAAAACACUUGUGACUUUCAUCAAGUAUCCAAAUGACAUCUUUUGAUCAAAUAGGUGAUUAUAAUUGGCUGAAUUGCUCAUGAAUUAUUAAUGAAUUUGAGAAGAAUAUAUCUGGAGUAUGUACGAACUUGGUUGCUAAAGGCGUUCUCUGUUAAGUUCUUUGUAUUUACAAGGUGUGACUGUGGACGUCAAUUGGAUUUGCUUGUCCGCCAUCGCUGGCUUCACUUUUUUCAUAUAUAUAGAGCUUGGCCUAUACUGACCGAAGAUAGAAAAUCAAAUAAGGCGGCCGAAAAUUUAUUAUAAAACCAAUCUUUAUAGGAUAGCAGUAGCAGCUUCGUUUAGCCUACCUGUAUUCUACUGAUUUUUUCACAAGCAUUGUAUUCUACUAUUGCGAACAUAUUAUUCAACUAAUUGGCGACGAUCGUUUUGAAGGCUAAACUGGUCAAUAUGUGACAUGCCUAAAACGAGCAUGCUACAAGCGAAAUUAUGUCCAUAUUUGACUUUAUCAUUUAGUUUACACUGCUCGCAUUGUCACAGCAUUAUAAUUAUUUAAGGCAAGGAUUGAGUGGAAUCACUGUCAAUGUUUUCAUGGUUCUUUCCAAAGCAAGUACGAAAAUUCAUUACUCAUUCUCAUCACUCAUUACUCAUUACUCGGAAUACAAAAACCCCUUUCCUCGAACGAAAUCGCAUCGUUUGCUAUUUUUGUUGUCUUGCCCUAUAAACCUCUCAAAAGUUAAAACCUUAGCUACACUGUUAAUUUCGGGGAGUUAAUUUAACUCCGGUGGAGUUAUACUGUACCUCAAUUAAUUCCAAAUGUGGAGUAAAAUUAGGUUCAGAAUAAUACCACUGGAGUUAAAUCAACUCCCUGAAAUUUACAGUGUAGGACCUUCAUAUAUAUUAUCCCAAUGGUACAUUUAAAUUCUGUAAGUAAUAAUGUAAUUAUAUCAAUUUUUUUGCAGUCGCCGAGAGAAACAAGACGCAGCUGAAAUUUAUUAUUCAAGAUCUUUAUAGUCUGAUGAAGAAUGUUCAAUGCUAUUCGGGGAAAUUCGGGUAUAAAAAAAGUUAUUCGG